This is a messenger RNA of Coffea eugenioides, 1495 nucleotides long. Its product is annotated as NAC domain-containing protein 46-like. The transcript has 3 exons. The coding region runs from base 22 to 1215 and encodes 397 amino acids. Gene Ontology annotation, biological process: regulation of DNA-templated transcription. Gene Ontology annotation, molecular function: DNA binding. NCBI's taxonomy places the organism in Eukaryota, Viridiplantae, Streptophyta, Magnoliopsida, Gentianales, Rubiaceae. The record is from RefSeq and is a predicted model, not a curated record.
CUAAAUGAAGAAGAUGAUCUCAUGGAUUUGCCACCGGGUUUUAGAUUUCAUCCCACUGAUGAAGAGAUCAUAACUCACUAUUUAACUAAAAAAGUGGUGGACAAGAAUUUCGGUGCUAUAGCUAUUGCAGAAGUCGAUAUGAACAAGUGCGAACCCUGGGAUUUACCAAAGAAAGCUAAGAUGGGAGAAAAAGAACACUUCUUCUUCUGCCAGAGGGAUAGGAAGUACCCAACAGGGAUGAGAACUAAUAGAGCAACAGGAUCAGGUUAUUGGAAGGCUACUGGAAAAGAUAAGGAGAUCUACAAGGGAAAAGGUUGCCUUGUUGGAAUGAAGAAGACCCUUGUUUUCUACAGAGGAAGAGCUCCUAAAGGGGAAAAGACUAAUUGGGUCAUGCAUGAAUAUAGACUUGAAGGCAGAUUUUCUUAUUACAACUUCCCUAAAGGAGCAAAGGAUGAGUGGGUUGUGUGUAGAGUAUUUCACAAGAAUGUAGGAAUCAGAAGAAGUCCAUUGAGAGAUCUUACAAGGGCUGAUUCUUUUCUGGAUCAUCUUCUUGAUAGCCCUUCAUCACUCCCACCAUUAAUGGACAUCCCGAACUCCAGUAAUAGACCUGGUAUUUCAAGCUUUUCGCACGAGGAAGAUCAAGAAUUCAAAGGUGCAACAACUUCUUCAGGAAAAUCAUCAGAUCAUGGAACCCUUCCCUCCUACUUUUCCACAAACUUGAAUAAUUCUACGUUACAAAUGCAACAAGACCUUAACACCUUCCUAAUGCCCUCCUACAACUAUGCUUUCAAAACUUCCUAUGAAGCUGGUUCUAGUAACCAUGAUCCAAGCUCCUUUUUCUGCCCCCCAAUUUCAGUUCCUGCUGCAAACUUUCACGGUUACCAGAAUGAAAGCUACUCGUCAUUCUCAGGCUUCAAAGCUACUCCUGAUCAUCAAGCUAAUUCCAGUACUCUUUCGGCGCCAAACCAGCAAGGAAUUUCGGACCCCGGGAAGCAGUGCAAAAUGGAACAAUUCUCCUCUACCAACUCCAUGGUCAGCCCUUCGCAAGAUACUGGAAUUAGUAAUGAUAUGGCACCUGAAAUAUCAUCUGUUGUAUCCAAGAUAAAUGUCGAAAGUGACAAGUGCAUGAAAGAUCUUGAAGGCAUCUCAGUUGAUCCCAAUAUGUCUGACUUGGAUUCCUUGUGGAAUAUUACUGAUUUCACUACUGAAGAAUAAUUAAUCAUCGGCAUAACAGAAAGUGCAGAUUGCAGACUGUUUAUUUUAAUCAAUCUGCAACUGUAAUUGAUUAGUCUGAUCUUCUCUUCCACUGGUAGUAACGAUAGUUAGUUCAAAAAGUUAUGGUCCAUGACGGUUUGAAUUGGAGUAACACGUAGUCUUGUACAGAUUUGUUAUUUUUAGGACAUCUUAGACAGCAUUUUAGUUCAUUGAUGAUAGAUUACUUCUUGAAAAUCCUCUUGAAGAGAUAUCUCUGUUGUACAUUUCUGCUAUUCUUUGA